UUGCCUCUCAGCAACUCCAAACAAAAGAGCAGCCUUGGAGGUAUUCGUUCCACUUUGGGGAAUGUCACAGCGUAACAGUCGGGUCGGACCUAGACUCCAGAAAUUGUGAAUUAUGCCACUCGCUCAUACCUCGUGAUCCUUGUGACUUGUCCGACUUGUCCUGUGCUCUGGUAUACUGGUAUCACUAUUUAUCGUUGCUGGCAAUGCUUAGGGUAGGCUUCACAAGCUUGCGUAUUCCGCUUCGGAGUUGGCCUCAUGGCACUGUGAAAUACCUCUCUCGAUCCGCACCGGCGAAGCCAUCAUCUUUGCCUCCAAGAAUCUCUAGUAUACUCGAAUCGCGCUGGACACAUGGUUCGCUGACUAGAAGUCGUUCCACCUCCUCUGCGGCGACUAGAGAAGUAGUUUCUUCGGAGCAGCUGGGCGUCACAGAACCUAGAGUUCACAGUGAUAUCCCUAUUGCUAAUGCUGAUGAGCAAAAGGUAUCCAUCCUGUGGGGCCCACAGCAUUGGUCUAGAUUUCACCAUAUCUGGUUGCGCGACCACUGCAGAUGCCCAGACUGUUUUCACCCAAUAACAAAGCAGCGACUGCUCAACACAUUCGAGAUUCCAGCUGAUAUCAAACCUAUACACGUACAAGGCUCCACAGAUGGCCUCGAAGUUGUCUGGCCUGGAACUAGCACCGAAUCUCACUCGUCGGUAUACCCAUGGACAUGGCUACAAGCCCACACAUACGAUCCAGCUGUUCAAACAACGCCAAGCCGGAAAGUCCUUUGGGGAUCAAAGAUUGAGAAGUCUCCACCCUCUGUGACUUAUACCGAGGUCAUGGAUGACCAGGGACUGCAUAAGUGGCUAACGAACGUUGAAACAUUUGGCUUUUGCUUUGUCUCAGGGGUCCCCGCGACGCCUGAGGCCACAGAAGAACUUUGCCAACGUAUCGGUUUCAUAAGAGAGACACAGUAUGGGAAGUUUUGGGAGUUUACUGCUGACCUUUCUAAGGGAGACACCGCGUACACCACAAUGGCACUAGGAGCACAUACUGAUAACACUUAUUUUACUGACCCUUGUGGUCUUCAAAUUUUUCAUCUCCUAUCACAUACUGAAGGCUCCGGAGGAGCAACGCUUCUCGUAGAUGGUUACUAUGUCGCCGCCCUUAUGAAAGAGCUACAUCCGAAGUUCCAUGAUCUUCUUUCCCGUGUGCCCAUUCAAGCCCAUGCAGCAGGAGAACCGUCAGCACUGUACACUCCGAGUCCCCCUGCAAUGUACCCCCCGCUACGAUAUCACCCGAGCACCAAAGAACUCGUGCAGGUACGGUGGAACAACGAUGAUAGAAGCGUGAUGAGUCACUUGCUACCCGACGAAGUGGAGGAAUGGUAUCAAGCGAUCAAGAUUUGGAACGAACUCUUGACGAAACCUGAUUCAGAGUAUUGGGUCCAACUCAGUCCCGGCACUGUAUUAACGAUUGACAACCAUCGCGUGCUUCAUGGCCGAUCCGCUUUUGACGGUAAGCGCCGCGUGUGUGGUGCCUACAUCGGCAUAGACGAAUACCGUUCGAAGCUUGCUGUCCUUAAGGAAAAAUUUGAUGGCGCCGAUGACAACAACCAGAACAAGGCAUGGAGACCUGAGUGUGGCAGAAGCAUUUGGAACGCCAAUCUAUGAUUCGAGGGCUAUUCAUUGAGACUCUGGUUCUUCACGAAGGUUUGAUAUUCAUUAUGACUACCCAUAACCGUACGAGUGAGGUAUGUAUGCAAAUCUAUCAAUUUCAGAACGUAGCAUCGGAAUACAUUUAUAUGCUCCCAGCUCA
Suillus bovinus is the source of this 1800-nucleotide messenger RNA. Its product is annotated as Trimethyllysine dioxygenase. Bases 204 to 1655 code for a protein of 483 amino acids. The record is from RefSeq and is a predicted model, not a curated record. NCBI's taxonomy places the organism in Eukaryota, Fungi, Basidiomycota, Agaricomycetes, Boletales, Suillaceae. The transcript has 11 exons. Gene Ontology annotation, cellular component: mitochondrion. Gene Ontology annotation, molecular function: trimethyllysine dioxygenase activity; iron ion binding. Gene Ontology annotation, biological process: carnitine biosynthetic process.